AUGUUCUCAAAGACCUGGCCAUUCAUCUGUCGGCCAUCGGUUUCUUUUCAAGUUCUCUCAGACCCCCAUCUUGAGAUUAAACAGCAAUAUCAAUCUUAUGAAAUCCCUCUCUGCGCGGACUACCUCAUUCUUGCAGAUAAAUAUCGCGGUUUCUUACAAAAGCAGACGCAGCAGUUCAAACUGGUAUUUCUGAUACUUGGGAAUAAUGAAUUUUAUAAUGGAACAUUUGCAUUCGGACUCGAAAAAGCUAGACAGCUUGAACAAGAAUCUUCUUUCAAUGGACGACUCAUCAUCCUUGAUCGAGGACGGUAUGAUAUUCCAGGAUCUUGUGUCACUAUCCUAGGCUGCACACUAUGGUCUAAGAUUCCUCACGAAUCAAGAGACAUCGUUCAAUCAAAGAUCAAAGACUUUCAAAAAAUCAAAGACUGGAGAGUCGACAAUCAUAAUACUUGUCAUGUUUCAGACCUUGUCUGGUUACUAAAAGAAAUCCAUUCAAUACAACAAGUUAAUGAAAAUGUUGAAAAAAGGAGCCAAAAACAAUCUAUACUGGUGGUGACGCACCAUGCACCUUCUCUGGAAAGAACAUCUAGUCCGCAACACUCACAGAAUCCGUGGAAGUCCGCCUUUGGAACUGAUGUCCUCUCGCACUCGUUAAAUGGGGUCAAGGUCUGGGUAUUUGGAGACACACAAUACACAACAGAUUUCAGAGAAGGAGGGGUACGGGUUGUUGAUUCCGCGGCUACAAAGGAUGGAUUUGAUAUCAGGAAAGUUAUUCAUGUGUAA
Molecule: messenger RNA, 783 nt
Organism: Talaromyces proteolyticus
Lineage: Eukaryota; Fungi; Ascomycota; Eurotiomycetes; Eurotiales; Trichocomaceae
Product: calcineurin-like phosphoesterase
Exons: 3
Coding region: 1-783 (260 amino acids)
Source: RefSeq, a predicted model, not a curated record